AUGGCACAGCCUGCAGUUCGCCUUGCCCUUGCGCAACAGGAUGCCAGGGAGCUCGAGGACAGUACCGUCAUAUCACUCCAUGCUGAAGUAACACCCAGUGUGCUCAUCAGCACUGCCAUGGAUCUUGAGCACGCACAACAUCGUCUUCGGGUAGAUGCAGCUGCACUCGGGCUGCAUGCGACUGAUGCACAGAGAGCAAACAUCGUGACCUGCAGGAACACCCUGCAAUGCCGUAUUGAAGCAUGGACAAGUGUUCAAGUCCUAUAUAUGCCCAUUGUUGCCAACCUACGUGCCACAGCCCUCCUCCAUCAAUCCCAUCCUCAAAACGCUGGCCACGAUGACAGCGGCUUACCGAGUCCAAGGCCUGACUCUGGGAAAGCCGAAGAUUUCUCGCUCCUCUUCCCUUCCGACAUCUGCAAUCUCACUUAUGCUCAAGCCAACGAUGCACUCAAUGAGUGCCGCUCACACAUUCGCCUUCAAACCCAACUACUACGUUUUAAGGCUCAGAACAUUCGUGGGCAAGGUGCCAACACACGAGCGCGCAAGACUAUUGAUACGGUAGAGGAACAUUUGGCAAUGUCUCACAUGAAGUACUGCUGUGCUCACAAAGUGCUCGUCACACUUUCAGCACACGUGGAUCGCACUGGUUGGCAGCAGAGUUUUCAACUGCUCAAAAAGUCUGAUCUUCGGCCUAUGGGGGACUUCGGAGGACAAACCCAGGGCACUGCUAUCAUGUCUUGGAUUUGGUGGACGCAUGGAGUUUCUGCUGAUGACAGUGCUGGUCUUCAGGACUCUCUUCGCGUUGAAUGGUGCAAGGCCAGGGCACGCCACAACCGGUGGCAUGAAGAAAUCCAGCUGCUUAUGGAGGAAAUGCACCGUGUAUUGGCUUUCCUGAAGUGGCACAUAAAGUGGUGGGAGGAGCGCGCGACACUUCGAACAUUUGUAAGGUCUGAAGAUGCAGAGGGGUUUGUUGCAUAUGCUAAGCGUCAGGGUGCUGUACGCCGUGCAUUGUUGACGAGUUUCGAGAACAGGUGGGCUAGUGUUCCAGCACUCGUGGAAUCUGCCUAUAGUAAUUUGGACAUUGCCGAAGAUGCGUCAUAUGAUCGUGAUGAGGGACCAUCACUAGAAGCUCCCCCCCCCUUUACAUAUUGA
Suillus discolor is the source of this 1152-nucleotide messenger RNA. RefSeq lists its product as uncharacterized. The transcript is spliced from 4 exons. Lineage: Eukaryota; Fungi; Basidiomycota; Agaricomycetes; Boletales; Suillaceae. The coding region runs from base 1 to 1152 and encodes 383 amino acids. The record is from RefSeq and is a predicted model, not a curated record.